AUGAGCCCACGUCACUUGCAUCCUCUGUUCACAGAUGGUCGCGGCCCAGGUGCCAGAAGCUUGCAAGAUCAGAGUGACAAGCUUCUCCUCAAGCUCCUCCGUGUCCCACAUCCAGCAAUUCAUGUUCUCUUAGACAUCAAUCGCAAAGCCAUGGAGGAUAUGGAGAAGAAACUUUGUGAACUUAGAUGGGAAUUUGUCGAGAAGAAACAGAAAGAGAUUGUCUUCGGUGACGGUCGUAACUGGAAAGACGUGGAAGCUGACGAAGCAACCUUUGACAAACGAGACAUCUCACGCAGGGUUGAGUUCCAGCACCUGAUCCAGAAGAAAACCAACGCAACGAUGUGGGAGCAGUGGGCCGGUGUCAUCCAAAGAGGGCAUCCUCAGUCUUUUGUUCUUUGCAAGGUCACACCGUUACCAAGGCGCCUGGUCCGGGGGCAACUAGGCGCGUUGAGUGGAAAUCCAUAG
This is a messenger RNA of Symbiodinium natans, 465 nucleotides long. The record is from the annotation of a GenBank genome assembly. NCBI's taxonomy places the organism in Eukaryota, Dinophyceae, Suessiales, Symbiodiniaceae.